GUGGACGGCGGCUAGGUUAAAACAACAGAUCCGACAAUGCCUAAGCAAAUCCACGAGAUCAAGGACUUCCUUCUGACAGCUAGAAGGAAAGAUGCUCGGUCUGUGAAGAUCAAGAGAAGCAAAGACAUUGUCAAGUUCAAGGUUAGAUGCUCAAAGUAUCUCUACACGCUCUGCGUCUUCGAUCAAGAGAAAGCCGACAAGCUUAAGCAGUCUCUUCCUCCAGGUUUGAGUGUGCAAGACCUUUGAAGAUGAGAUGAUGAAGCCCUUGUUUUGAUGAAUCAAUAUGAGAAAUGUCUUUUUUUGUUUUAGCUGAAUUAUGUUCAAACUUUUUUGAGUAUGAGUAUGUUUUCUGACAUUUUUUGGUUUAAAAGAAUCAAUUACGGUCUCUCUCUCUUGAUUCUACCUUUAAUUACGUAUUGAUUCCAUUCCUCUACGAUCAGUUACAAUCCUUAACAUCUCUUUGAUCCUACACUUGUUGUACAUUUACUCGGAAAUUUUUU
Eruca vesicaria subsp. sativa (arugula) is the source of this 500-nucleotide messenger RNA. The record is from the annotation of a GenBank genome assembly. Lineage: Eukaryota; Viridiplantae; Streptophyta; Magnoliopsida; Brassicales; Brassicaceae.